Sordaria macrospora k-hell is the source of this 3294-nucleotide messenger RNA. RefSeq lists its product as uncharacterized. Lineage: Eukaryota; Fungi; Ascomycota; Sordariomycetes; Sordariales; Sordariaceae. The record is from RefSeq and is a predicted model, not a curated record.
AUGCCACUCGACAAGAAAACAGACCUCGACAUAUCCGACACCUCUCUCUACCGUGUCAUCGUCGACAAAGCCGCCGACACAACUCGCAUUCUGGUCGCUUACCGGUCCAUAACCUUACUCCCCUCCCACCUCUCCGGCGCGGGUAUAGUCCCGCCAGAGGGCUCCGUCCGUCUCCCGCUCGCCAUCGCCGGGGCAUACACAACCAAACACAUCCGUCUGCACGUCGAGAACCUCUACCUCGUGGCAGGCAGCACCUUUGAGUUCCCUGGCAAGACGGUUAUCAUCACCGCCAACCGGGUAGUUCUGUUCUCGUCGACUGCAGUCACUGCAGGUGCAGGUGACAAUGUCAUCUUCGACUGCACGGGCGCCAGCGGGGCGAGUGUUACGGCCGUCGGCACCGCUGGCAACAACGGAGAAAAAGGCAAAGAGGACCACAGAUAUGAGAUGUACGCUAUGUCGGGCAUCACGGAGACGAUUUUCAGACCCAGCGCCAAACCCACGGGCGGCGGCAACGGGACCAACGGCGGGGACUGUAGCAGCAGUGGACAGCCCGCUGGGACGUUUGUUCUCAAUGCUAGGUCUGUCACGCUGCUUCCGUACGACGGCCAGAAUCCCAAUCGCCACUUGGAAAUCGUGAUCAAGAGUGCUGGAGGGUCUGGCGGGCGGGGUGGUAAUGGAGGGGCUGGCGGAAGUGGCGGCAACGGAGCUAUUGUCCCGUCGGAAGAGACCGUGAAGCAUUAUGGUUCAGUCAGCACAGAGAAGGGCGCGAGUGUUGACGGCGCCACGGGCGGAAAUGGAGGGUCAGGUGGGAAAGGAGCAAACGGUGGCGCCGGAGGUCUCAUUCUCAGCCUUGUUGGACCGUCGGCCGGGCAACUGGAGGAUGCUAACUCCGGAGCAUCACUUGUCAAGAAGGAUGUCAGUGGAGGGAAAGGAGGCGAGGGCGGUAGUGGUGGUGCAAGAGGAAGUGGUGGAAACGGCGGUAGCGUCAGAAACCAGGAAAACGGCAAGAAAGGCAGCGAUGGCGGGGAAGGCCAGCACGGAGCCAACGGACAGCCAGGGGCGGACGGGCAUGUCGUCGGUCAGGUUGUCGGUGACAAAGGUGCUGAGCUUCUCCAGUACGAAAAGGCCUUGGCUGAAGAAUGUCGGGCCGAAACCCUGGACGUGGUCCAACUGACCAUGACGAUGGAGCGCCUCAUGUUCGAGUAUUCUAUUCUCCUCAGUGGGUAUGCUGUCACUCCCGACAACACGGAAGACACCGCAACGCUGGAACCGUUGAAAAAAGCAUUUCAAGAGACCUUUGACUGGUUGAUGUGCUGCUUCGACGAUAUUCUCAGCCUGUCGAACCAGGGCUCUUCAUACGCUUUGCCUGAUGCCCAUGGAUCAGCGCCAUACGCAACCAGUGCGGCAUAUCAGGAAUUUCUGGCUUACCAGAAAAAGGGCUGGAAAAACUCCGUGGACAUCCGAUCCGGGUUCCUGCAAGUCUUUGUGGCCUUUUGUUCUCGUUGCUCGACUCCUCAGGAGCGAGAUCUCUAUGGCCAAGACGUCAAGUUUAUCUCUCAACCGAACAUCCACCUCACCACGGUGGGCGAGGCACUCACAGCCCUCGAAUCCAUUGAGGGAUCUUAUAAGGAAUGCCUGAAUGAAAUUGGGAAAGCCAUUGGCCAGAAGGAGGCCAGGAGCAAGUCAGAAGCCCAACUCACCGAUGCUGUGAACGAUGCUCAAAAGACCAUCGACGCCCUUCAGAAGUCCACAGCUAGUGGAUACGAGGCUGUUAAAUCCGCCCGCGAUGCCGUCCAGGAAGCUCGCAAGACUGUGCAACAAUCCGUUGAGAAGCUGUGGAAUGCACACAAGUGGGACAUUUCAUCUGAUUUGGGUCCCGUGUUGGAAGCCAUCGGCACGGUCUGCCUCUUCGCCCACCCAGGCGUCGGAACCGCUUUCAAACUCGGCGGUGCCCUGACGAUCGGUAUGGGUCUAAACAAACUGGGUUCCAGCAUAUCUACACCACAAGGAGCCGUAUCCAAGGAUGCGUUGCACGGCAAAGUGCUGGUGGUAGAGAACACUCUUGUCUCGACCGCCCUCAAGGAGGACAUUACCCAAAAGACCGCCUCGUUGCAGCAGCUCUCUGGCAUUGAUAAAGAGUACGUCAAACUCGGUGAUGGUAACCGCAAAAACUUUGAGGAGUUGGUCAACACCUACUUCGUGGACGCUUCUCAACACGGCGUCACACCAGAGGAGGUGAAACAAGCCCGCAAAGAUUUCGACUUCUACAUGGAAGUGGUGCAGAAAUUCCACGCAGCCGUCACCUCGUACAACGACACCUUCACCUCGCUCGCGCAGGCAGCGGCCACCAAAGCGCAAGCCGAGCACGGGAAAGCGAAGCUGCAAGUGACCAACUUCUCCGCCGACAUUCCCGCGCUCGAUCUCUUGACCACGCUGUACAGCUCGCUCCAUCACGCCGCCAAGCUCGAGACUCUGCGCAUUCUGUUUGACGCUUCCAGGGCAGCUAGCUGCGUCUUCUUGCGCCGAUGCGACCUCCUCCGCCAGCUGUUCCCUCUCGGAAGCUGGUCCAACGUCAGCGCCAAGCUCUUGCGCGACGCAACUGUCCCGGCCUUGUGCCGUCAAGUGGCCGACUACCAGAGUUCCUUCAACACCAAGCCCCCUAUUCACAUCGGGGGAAGGACCAUCUCCAUCUCCAAAACGGGCCCGCACAAAGACCUUGUCGAGCGGUUCCGCGACACUAGACGUCUGAGCUUGUUUCUAGAUGACGCCUCCGCCACGGGAGCCUAUGACUUCGACAUCAACUGGUACGACAUCCGCCUCGAAGACCUCCAGAUCUACUUCCACGGAGCGAAGAACACGCGGGCACAGCCGAACGUCGACACGCGGAUCAUCGACGUGGAGGUGCAGCUCGGCGGGGUGUUCUUCGUGCACGACGAGAAGUAUCGCCAGUACACGUUCGAGGUGCCACAGACGGACGUGACGUUCGAGUACAAGUACGGUGACGAGGCGGGCAGGGAGGACCUGGAGCCCAAGUCCAAGGGCGGGAUCAACAGCGCGUUAACCAAGUUCAGCUUUGCGCUGGGACAGGUCCAUGACGUGAGUCUGGAUUUCAAGACGCCGGUGAGGAGUCCGUAUAUGCAUUAUGUGUUUACUGUCGGGGACCAUGUCGAUGUUAAGGACGUGGAUGAGAUUGAGAUCAAGAUGGACUUGAGAGUGAGGACGGGUCAGAGGCCGAAGGGGUUCAAGGUUGGGUCGGUGGUUGUUACGCCGUCGGCGUUUUCUGUGCUUGGUUGA